Messenger RNA from Neoarius graeffei (lesser salmon catfish), 2363 nucleotides. RefSeq names its product 3-hydroxyisobutyryl-CoA hydrolase (gene hibch). The record is from RefSeq and is a predicted model, not a curated record. Gene Ontology annotation, biological process: L-valine catabolic process. Lineage: Eukaryota; Metazoa; Chordata; Actinopteri; Siluriformes; Ariidae. Gene Ontology annotation, molecular function: 3-hydroxyisobutyryl-CoA hydrolase activity. The transcript has 14 exons. Gene Ontology annotation, cellular component: mitochondrion. Bases 152 to 1225 code for a protein of 357 amino acids.
CCUGAGAUCUGUUUACAGACUGCAGAGGAUACGAGCACACAUGAAUCCAGAACCGUCAGUGGCUGGAUGAAAGAUGCAAGAGUCUGUCUGGAUCCCAGAAACUCACUCAGCUUUUAUGCACACACACUGAUUACAAGCAAACAGAUCACAGAUGAGCAGUGCAGUGAGCUCUGAGGUUCUGUUUGAGAAAGUUGAGAAUGCCGGAGUGAUCACACUGAACAGACCUAAAGUCCUCAACGCCCUCAACCUCUCCAUGAUCCGACUGAUUUACCCCCAGCUGAAGAAAUGGGAGAAUGAUUCGGAGACAGCUCUUGUGCUCAUUAAAGGUACUGGAGAUAAAGCGUUCUGUGCUGGAGGAGAUAUCAAAGGUCUUCAAGAAGCAGGGAAAGCAGGAGAUUCUUUAAGAAAGGUCUUUUUCCAUGAAGAGUACACCUUAAACAACGCUAUAGGGACUUUUAGAAAGCCUUAUGUGGCCCUCAUUGAUGGAAUUACAAUGGGAGCUGGUGUUGGGCUCUCAGUCCAUGGGCACUUUCGUGUGGCCACGGAGAAGACGGUGUUUGCUAUGCCAGAGACGGCCAUUGGAUUAUUCCCCGAUGUUGGUGGUGGCUACUUCCUACCAAGACUCCAGGGAAAGUUAGGACUAUUCCUCGGCCUGACGGGGUUUCGGCUCAAGGGUCGAGACGUGCAGAGGUCAGGAGUCGCCACGCACUUUGUCCAGUCAGAGAAGAUCUCAGCUUUGGAGAAGGAUUUGGCAGGUCUGAAGUCUCCCUCGGCUCAUGACGUGACUGCACUCCUUGAUUUUUAUCAAGAGCAGAGCACGCUGGAUGCCGAGAAACCAUUUGUCCUGCAGCAGCACACAGAGGCCAUUGACAGGCUGUUCCAAGGCAACAGUGUGGAGGAAAUCCUGGAGAAGCUGCAGAAGGAUCAGUCUGCAUUUGCACAGAAGCAAGUGGAGACAUUGUUGAAGAUGUCCCCGACGUCGUUGAAGCUCACCUUCAGACAGCUGCAAGCUGGAGCCAGUCUAAGCCUGCAGGAAGUGUUAGUCAUGGAGUACAGACUCAGCCAGGCCUGUAUGAGAGGACACGACUUCUACGAAGGCGUGAGAGCUGUGUUGAUCGAUAAAGAUCAGAGUCCCAAGUGGAAACCAGCGGCGUUAGCUGAAGUCUCAGAGCAGUAUGUGGAGGAAAGCUUCGCUUCUCUGGGAGACCGAGAUCUCAAACUGUGAACUGCGAGUAGAAAGAAUCAGCUAUAGGGCCUGUAGUUUAGCCAGGAGCCCGAUAAGACAUACUGUAGGUUUUUUCUUUCUUUUCGAGACUAGAAAAUGCUGAGACAUGCAGUAAACAUGGAGAAAACACAGCUAAGGAAUAAAAAAAAAGCUCCAUCUGAUCUGCUGACACAUUGCUUAAAAAGGAACAUUGUGUUUGUUUUAAAAGUCAACAUUCAUUUAUUAGGCUGUAACAUUCUCUACAUCCCGUCUGUCUGAAAACGUCUCCACACCACGCUGUGCUUUAUAUCCAAACAAAUCAGCCGUGACUGCUUCAGCUCCUAUGUAAACGUUCAUUUCCACACUGGACUUGGCAGAAUGAAGCGGCUUGACAAGAAAAAAAAUGUGUGUGUGUGUGUGUAUAUAUAUAUAUAUAUAUAUAUAUAUAUAUAUAUAUAUAUAUAUAUAUAUAUAUAUAUAUACACAACUGACAGUUCUGACCAAAUGGCUUCUAAAAUGACUUAUUUUGUGUGCAUAAUUAAUUAAUAAACCAGUAAUACAUAAUUCAUGACAUUUCGGUUUUUUCAGCUUGCACUUAAUUCACUUAAUUUGAUUUUAUAUAUGAUAUAUAUACUGCAACCCUGCUAUAACGAACUCCUUGUGGGACGUCCAAAUAGUUCGUUAUACCAAAAAGUUCAUAAUACUGAAAUGGAGCCACUUGUCACACCAAACACUCAUUCUUGUGUAAAACAAGACCAACUGUGCUUAAUUUACAUUUGCACUCAAUUCACUGACUCAAUUCAAGGAAAUAAGUCAAACUCUGUCGUUUGCUUGCUGUAUCUUCUUUCUUUUCAGCCCGUCAUGUUGAUCAGUUAUGGACGAAGUCUCGGAGCUCUUUUUGCUUGUUUGUUGUUUUUUAAUUUUAAUUUUUUUCUUUUUUUCGGGAUACCAUAUCCUUUAGACCAAGAGUUCUCAGCCUUUUCUGCUUUGAGGCCCACCUAUUCAUAUUUGUAACAAGUCAGGCCCAUUAAAAAAGAGCCCCAAUUAUUUUGGUUCAUCUAUUAGAAUUUAAUUUAUUGUAAAGUGUAUUAAUGGGAUGCAACAUCACUCCCUAUGACAGCUGGGAGCCCAGGAAUUAAAUAAAUGAAGUAAAAACUAA